Molecule: messenger RNA, 1174 nt
Organism: Helicoverpa armigera (cotton bollworm)
Lineage: Eukaryota; Metazoa; Arthropoda; Insecta; Lepidoptera; Noctuidae
Exons: 2
Coding region: 449-1084 (211 amino acids)
Source: RefSeq, a predicted model, not a curated record
UUUUGGAAUAGCCUUCAAAAUUAUUUAUUUACAUUUUAUACAAAAUUAACCUUAAGUAAAAUAUAAAAAUAGGAAACUUAUAAAGUUCCACUUAAAUAUUGUGAAAAUAAAGCUACCAGCAUGUUCAAUUGUGCACCGUUAUUUCUCUUGUGUCCGAGUAUCAAACUGUUCUGUUUUUUGAUUCCAUGUUUAGCAUUAUUGGCUAUGAUGGGAAUUUACAUCGGCGGAUUGCUUUCAUACUUUUCAGGCGUAGCGUACAUUAAGCUCAAUACGAUUGUAAACAACACGUCAAUCUGAAUAUGAGGACAAUAAUUUAUUGAUAUGAAGACGCAUUGGUUUAUUUACCACAUAUUUAUCUCAAUGACAAUCAUAGAGUAGUCGCCAAGACAACGGUCAUUUGACAGAACAUGUGCGUUGCCGUGGUGACAAACAGACGUAAAACUUAGAAAUGGCAACAGACGAAGAAAAAUCGAAAAUAAUCAAACUCCUGCAAGAUAUAACUGUGCCUGAAGUAAAGUUAACGGAACGAUGUUUUGACCUAGUGAAGGUAUUUCAGCAGAGGUUCGGUGGAGAGGUCGAAGCAGAAAGUCGCCAAGAGGAAGUACAACAAGACUUAAGUGAAAAUCCUUACAGGGUUGACAAACGAUUACUAGAGGAAAACGAAAGGAAAUUGCGAGAAUUAUUAAUUGCAAGUCAUCGGGCCAAAAAGCUCAAUUCCAGGAAUGUAAUAGUAACUGGUGCAGAUCCUAAAAGACCUUGGCGAACAAAUUCUAGUAAAGAGAAGCUGCUUCGUGUGGACCUAGAGCUGAAGCGACAUCAGGAGAAAUCCACCGAGAUGAUUGUUCCCUUAGCUGACGAUGAUAUGCAAGAUCUUGUUAAGGAGUGCCGGGAGGAAUGGCGAGUGGCACCAGCCGUGGGGCCCAGCCGGCUUCGGGAUACUGUCGACGCGGCCAAGAAGAACUUGCCUCAUUUCCAGUACAAGAAGAUCCACAACACCACAGCCACCUCCAUUAUGCCGCAAGCGCAUGCAUUCCAUGCCAAGCCAGCGCCUGCCACGCCCAAAGAAGCUGCUACCACGGAAUGAUAAGUUUUACGUAAUGAUUUUGAAUGGUAAGUUUUCGUAUAUAAUUUAUGUGUAUUUUGAUUCUAAUAAAUUUUGUUGAUCAAGCGUUAA